UUGAUAAUAUUUCGAACAUAAAAAGGCUGAUUUAUUUAUUUCCUCACAUUCAAGUUUCGAACGUUAAUCUGAAACUCUUUUUUUUUUUUUUUGAUUUCCAAAAAGUAUUAUGAGGCUGUGUAUAUUUUUUUCUGCGCUAAUAGCAGCUAUUUUGAUAGUAGAAUGUACGCACACGUUUAUGGGCACAAAUGUAUUCAAGCAAUUAGUGUAUCAUAAGAAUGCGCGUUACAGCUCCAAGUUUUUGAGGAAACGCGUUGAAAAUAUCACCUUUUCCAUUCCACCUUCAUACGGAUACAGGCGUACUAUUCAGGGUAUUCUCGCCUAUGAUCUAUCUAACUCAAGCGCGUCAGCCAACGUGACAGCGGGUGGACUCGGCUACUCCUUCGUUACGCUGCGUAUGAAAAGCGCGCGCGGUAAUGAAAUUAAUUACGAUAUCAACAUUUUCGCCUAAUUUAGAUAUUAGAUGGUCACGAAAAUAAACGAAUACAUCAAUUA
Messenger RNA from Vanessa atalanta (red admiral), 495 nucleotides. RefSeq lists its product as uncharacterized. Bases 110 to 451 code for a protein of 113 amino acids. The record is from RefSeq and is a predicted model, not a curated record. The transcript has 2 exons. NCBI's taxonomy places the organism in Eukaryota, Metazoa, Arthropoda, Insecta, Lepidoptera, Nymphalidae.